This is a messenger RNA of Amorphotheca resinae ATCC 22711, 3637 nucleotides long. RefSeq lists its product as hypothetical. The coding region runs from base 79 to 3231 and encodes 1050 amino acids. The transcript is spliced from 12 exons. The record is from RefSeq and is a predicted model, not a curated record. Gene Ontology annotation, molecular function: small GTPase binding. Gene Ontology annotation, biological process: protein import into nucleus. Gene Ontology annotation, cellular component: cytosol; nuclear envelope. Lineage: Eukaryota; Fungi; Ascomycota; Leotiomycetes; Helotiales; Amorphothecaceae.
CGCCUCGACGAAGCCCUUCUUUCACAAUUAUCGUUGUCUCCCCAACUCUGAGAUACACGCGGCGCAUCUCUACUAGUCAUGGAACCCGCGGUCCUACGCGGUCGUAUUGUCGCGACGCUCAACCCAGAUGCAGACGCUCGACGGAGGGCUGAGCUGGAUCUGAAGACGGCUGAGGAACAUCCUGGUUUCACUGAUGCCCUCCUUGAUAUCUUGCAAGCAGAGCAGGAGGCCCCCGUUCGCAUGUCGACGGUUGUCUACCUCAAGAACCGUGUCGUCAGAGGCUGGUCACCCAGCGAGGAGAGCCCACAGAACAAGGCCAUACCUGAGGACGAGAAGCAGAGAUUCCGCGAACGCUUGCUCCCUGUCCUCUCAUCUUCCACCCCACCGAUCCGACAACAACUGGUCCCGGUCCUCCAAAAGAUCCUCCACUAUGACUUCCCUGAGAAGUGGCCCGCCUUCAUCAACAUCACCGUCCAGCUGCUCGGGACCAACGAUGCCUCCUCCAUUUUCGCUGGUCUCCAGUGCCUUCUGGCUAUUUGUCGCGUUUACCGCUUCAAGUCAACAGACAACCGAGCCGAUUUCGACAAGAUAGUUGAGGCAACCUUCCCACGUCUUCUGGAAAUCGGACAAGGGCUGGUGAACGAAAUGAGUGAGGAGGCUGGAGAGAUGCUCCAUAUUGUGUUGAAGGCAUACAAGCAUGCGACAUUCUUUGACUUAGCAGUCUCCUUAAGAGAGCAGCAGCACGUCGUCGGGUGGUGCUCCUUGUUUUUGCAUACUGUUGCAAAGGAAGUCCCUGCUACUGCCCUGCCAGAGGACUUGACAGACCGUGAGGCAAACCACUGGUGGAAAGCGAAGAAGUGGUCAUAUUUCAACCUGAACCGCCUAUUUGUUCGCUACGGCAAUCCAACAUCUCUACAGAAAGGACAAGGGGAGGACUAUGCAGAAUUCGCAAAGAAUUUCAUUACCAAUUUUGCUCCAGAGAUCCUGAAGGGUUACCUGCAGCAGAUCGAAAAGUGGGUGGCCAAGACCACAUGGCUCAGCCGGCCUUGUCUAUCAUAUACUCUUGUCUUUCUAGACGAGUGUGUACGGCCCAAGCAAAUGUGGGCUCAUCUCAAACCUCACCUGGAUACCCUCGUCACCCACUUCCUUUUCCCCGUCAUGUGCUUGUCGCAGGAAGAUGUCGAGAAAUUCGACUCCGAUCCCGAGGAAUAUCUUCAUCAUAAGCUCAAUUUCUAUGAAGAGGUCUCUGCGCCCGAUGUUGCUGCAACGAACCUUCUGGUCACCUUGACCAAAGUUCGAAGAAAGUAUACCUUUACUAUCCUGACCUUUGUUAACACAAUCGUCAACGAGUACGAGACGGCUGAGGAGUCCAAGAAGAAUCACAUCGCGAAAGAGGGCGCAUUGCGUAUGAUUGGGACAUUGUCCAGCGUCAUCCUUGGAAAGAAGAGUCCGAUUGCUGAGCAAGUUGAAUACUUCCUGGUACGAUACGUCUUCCCCGACUUCCGCAGCUCGCAGGGAUUUUUACGAGCCCGCGCUUGCGAUACGGUGGAGAAAUUUGAGCAACUUGAUUUCAAAGAUCCCAAUAACCUUCUCAUUAUCUACCGCAAUAUCCUGGAAUGCAUGGCAGAUCCUGAUCUGCCCGUGCGUGUUGAGGCUGCGCUUGCACUUCAACCACUCAUCAGACAUGACAUUAUUCGAACGAACAUGCAACAAAAUAUACCCCAAAUCAUGCAACAGUUGCUUAAGCUUGCGAAUGAAGUCGACGUUGAUGCUUUGUCAAAUGUCAUGGAAGACUUUGUUGAGGUCUUUGCAGCGGAACUAACUCCCUUCGCUGUGGCAUUGAGUGAGCAGCUACGGGAUACCUAUCUGCGGAUUGUCAGAGAACUCCUGGAGAGGAACGAGCAGCGGGAUGAUGACGAUUACGGUGAUUACUUGGAUGACAAGAGCAUCACCGCCCUGGGCGUUUUGCAAACAAUCGGUACCCUGAUCCUGACAUUGGAGAGCACACCCGACGUUCUUCUCCAUAUGGAAUCUAUAUUGAUGCCGGUCAUCAAAGUGACAUUGGAAAACAAGCUCUACGAUCUGUACAACGAAGUCUUUGAGAUCAUUGACAGCUGCACCUUUGCCGCCAAGUCAAUUUCUGCAACCAUGUGGCAGGCCUUCGAGCUUAUCCACGCUACCUUCAAGGCUGGUGCUGAACUUUAUCUUGAAGACAUGCUCCCAGCGCUUGACAAUUUUGUCCAAUAUGGGAGUCAGCACCUCAUCAACACACCCCCAUAUCUCGAGGCUAUGUUCAGCAUGGUCCAGGAUAUGUUUACGGACGAGAAAGUGGGUGGUGUUGACAGAAUCUGCGCUUGCAAGCUGGCAGAAGGGAUGAUGCUCAGCCUCCGAGGCCAUGCCGAUCAAUACGUAGUGGCCUUUGUUGAGAUGGCAAUGCGAACACUCACGAACUCAGAUAUCAAGGUUAAGUCAUACCGGAUCCAUUUGAUGGAGAUGGUGAUCAACGCCAUCUACUACAAUCCCGUUCUGAGUCUACAUGUGCUUGAGUCGAACGGAUGGACCAACAAAUUCUUCAGCUGGUGGUUCUCGAGUAUCGACAGCUUUACCAGAGUCCACGACAAAAAGCUUUCGAUUGCUGCUAUCGUUGCGCUACUCACACUUAAUGCUGACCAGGUUCCAGUCAGCGUUCAGCAAGGAUGGCCUAGACUCUUGCAGGGCAUUGUUCGACUUUUCCAAACGCUCCCAGCUGCUUUAAAGAAUCGCGAAGAAGCCCUGAAAGAUGAUUUCCCACUAGAGGGCUCUGCAUACGAUGACGAUGAAGAUGAUGAUGAUGCAUGGGGAGGGGAUGAUACCGCCUGGACUGAGGAGGCUGAGGGCGAGGACGAAGCAGAUGGUAAAGAUGAGAGUAGCGCCUACCUCGAAUUCUUGAAUGAGGAAGCUCAGAAAUUCCAGAAUCUGGAAGACGACUCGGACGAUGAGUUGGGAGAGGAGAGUCUCCUAGAGACUCCGCUUGACAAGAUAGAACCUUACCAGCUCUUCCGAAAUGCCCUCCUGAAACUCCAACAAGAACAACCCCAACUCUACGAAUCCCUCACCACAAACCUCAACCCGGAAGAGCAAAACAUUGUCCAAGGCGUAGUCCACCAAGCCGAUGCUCUCGCCGCCGCCGCCGCCGCCGCCGCAGUGGCUGAAGGCCAGGCGCCCGGCGCCGUCUUAAACGGUGCAGCGUGAGUUCAAGUAGAUAGUGUCGAGGCGGAGCAGAGCGGUCCAGGCGCGCAAUGAUGCAUGCAUUGCUGGCGUUCUCAUAUCGAGUCAAGACUCCUCUUCUCUCAAGGGUGAUAUGGGUUGCGGAAUAUGUUUCUCCUGGGGAGACGAAUAAUGCGAAGGGAAAAAGUUCGAUAAGGGAAUUGGGCGGCCAGCAAACGGAUAAGUAUAGAUAGUUAGAUGGCCUAGUCGGUGAUGUGAAUGAGUGAGUAGAUAGUAGAUAUCAGUCAUGACCCUCAUGCUUUUCUCCAUUGCUUCUCCUAUAAAUCGUAGAUCUUCAACCCCUCACUCCACUCUCUCAUGAGAUCAAAGGACGGGGAGGAAGGGGACAUAGGUACAUAAUCGAUUCAAAUACAUGAUUUCCAGUAUUGCC